AUGGACUCGGUUUGUGGGCGUGAGUCUUCGGUGUCGCCGCCCACGGUGGUGGCGCCCGUAGCCGUCAAAGCUUCACCCUUAAGCGACGCCCACGCGAUGCCCGUGCCCACAGACCAGCAGCGCCUGCUGUACCAGCUGGCCCUGGCUGAGCGUCUGCGUCUGGCCUCUGCCGGUCUGGCCUGGGCCAGACCACCACUCUCAGCCCAUCACCACCACCUUCAGGAGGCCAGCAUGGGCGGCAACUUUAUGGGUGGACUGGGUAUGCCGAUGAUGGGCGGCCUGGGGUCUAUGGCGUUUGGAGGAAGCUUUAUGGGUGGCGCGUCCACCCAAGUGCCGCAAGCCACGUACCCGCCGCCCCACCCACUCUACGGCUACAGGCUCCUUGACCCUCGCAUGCUGUUGCCCCGGGGACCCGAGGAGCCCAAGCCCCAGCACUCCUACAUCGGACUCAUCGCCAUGGCCAUCCUCAGCAGCCCGGAUAAGAAGCUGAUUCUGAGCGACAUCUACCAGUAUAUCCUGGACAACUAUCCCUACUUCAGAUCCCGAGGCACUGGAUGGCGCAACUCCAUCCGUCACAACCUCUCCUUAAACGACUGUUUUAUGAAGUCGGGCCGCUCCGCCAACGGGAAGGGCCACUACUGGGCCAUCCACCCCGCCAACAUUGAUGACUUCAGGCGGGGAGACUUCCGCCGGCGGCGAGCCCAGCGCCGCGUCAGGAAACACUUGGGACUCGCCGUCGACGACGACUCUUUAAUGGCUAUGCAUAUAUAUAUUUUGGCAAAUUAA
Procambarus clarkii (red swamp crayfish) is the source of this 786-nucleotide messenger RNA. The record is from RefSeq and is a predicted model, not a curated record. Lineage: Eukaryota; Metazoa; Arthropoda; Malacostraca; Decapoda; Cambaridae.